This is a messenger RNA of Aspergillus niger, 1641 nucleotides long. RefSeq lists its product as uncharacterized. The coding region runs from base 1 to 1641 and encodes 546 amino acids. Gene Ontology annotation, biological process: autophagy of mitochondrion; autophagy of peroxisome; activation of protein kinase activity. Lineage: Eukaryota; Fungi; Ascomycota; Eurotiomycetes; Eurotiales; Aspergillaceae. The record is from RefSeq and is a predicted model, not a curated record. The transcript has a single exon. Gene Ontology annotation, molecular function: molecular adaptor activity; protein kinase activator activity. Gene Ontology annotation, cellular component: phagophore assembly site; Atg1/ULK1 kinase complex.
AUGUCAGCAUCGGCGUCAUUAUCGGCCGGCAGUGAUGCGUCUGGCCCCGGUUCGCCAGCAGGAGACCAGGGCAACGCCCUGCCUCAGUUAGAUUCUCUCAUUUCUCACCUGGUGGCAGCAAAACGGUCUCUGUCAUCCAUCAAUCACGUGUGGCGUGCGAAUGAAAUUGUAACUUCCGCUCGCUCUGCAUUGGAAGAAAGUGUCGUGAUUUCCGCACGGACUGGCUUUCUCCGACGCGGGCUUAACAAUCAACUACGGCUCCUUUACAGUGUACGCUCUGAGGUCGAGGAAGUUUCACUCAGGGGCCGGUCGGAGUUCGCCAGUGUUUUGAAAAGUCUAGACACUGCCGAUGCCCGACUGAGGAAGACCCUCGACUCCUUACGGGAUACAAUUGUUCACGCUUCAUUUCGUCCCGAGGGCGAAGAACCCAGAAGCUUACAUGACUUUGUGGAUGAACGUGGAGUUGAGGAGCUUCGUGCAGCUUUGAAGAGCUCAAUUGAUCGUACCAAUGAGGCGCAGGCGGAACUGGAUACAUCCAAUUCCGCGUUCGAUGAUGAGCUCCAGUCCAUCAAGCAAGCUCUGGGUAAUUACCGAGAAGCUACCAAGUUAGCUUCCUCAUCCUCCUCUUCUUCAUCCGCGUCUAAUUCAAGCCUGCCGUCAUUGUCAUCAAUGCCACCCAUGUUACAGUCAUUGGAGAUGCAUGCGCAGGAAAUGGCCAAUCUGCUAGAGUCCUUGGUCCAGCACUUUGAUCUUUGUGUAACUGCUGUCAAGCAUACGGAAGGCGGUGGAGCUGCCGCGCGAUCUAUUACUGGGGAUAUGCCCGCUGCCGUCACUGUCAGUGGCCGUGGAGUACCGAAUAUCGAGCAAGGCAUUCAUGACAACCUAAACGCCCCACUUGAUCCCUUGAGUGAGUCUGACUACCAAGAGAUGGUGAAUGUUUUGAUCAAGGAUGCAGCAGAGGCCGAAGACGUGGUCAUGGAAAUCCAAGAUCGUAUCGGCGAUAUGGAAUCAAUUCUUGAGAACAUUUUGUCUCAACGUGAUGUUCUUCUCUCCAUCUACAAUGCCACUAUUGGCGUCUUCCGACACCUUUCAUCUCUUGCAACUGCGCGUCUACCGGGUUAUAUUGCUCAGGCACACAGCUUCACUCGUGUGUGGGGCGAAGAGCACGAUCGUAUUAACGGUGGGCUAGCGGACUUGUCGGAUCUUAAUACCCUUUACGACGGGUUUUUAGAAGCCUAUGAUGGCUUGAUCCUCGAAGUGGCACGCCGACGGCACGUACGACAGCGUGUGGAAAAGGUCCUUCGUGAAACGAAACACAAAUUGGAUCAGCUGUACGAAGAGGAUGUCAAUGCUCGCGAAACGUUCCGAGUCGAGCAAGGGGACUAUUUGCCAUCCGACAUUUGGCCUGGUAUCGGCCGCGAGCCGAUGCGAAUAGAAUUUCGACGCAUAUCCGGCGGUAUUCUCAAGGGAGCGCCUCCCGAACAGCCGGAUGCACAAGACCAGCCGGCCGCUGAACCCAAUGAACCCCAGUCAGGGCCCUCUGAAACGACGGAGGAAGGGGAAAUUAUCCCACAUUUACCGAAAUCGCUGGUUGAAGAGGCCCUCCAUCGCCUCAAGGCGAGGAAUAGACAAGCCAUGUAG